Molecule: messenger RNA, 884 nt
Organism: Xylona heveae TC161
Lineage: Eukaryota; Fungi; Ascomycota; Xylonomycetes; Xylonales; Xylonaceae
Product: DASH complex, subunit Spc19
Exons: 2
Coding region: 131-661 (176 amino acids)
Biological process (GO): attachment of spindle microtubules to kinetochore
Cellular component (GO): spindle microtubule; DASH complex
Source: RefSeq, a predicted model, not a curated record
GAAAGAGUGUAAACAGUGGGGUUGCAAACCGUCAGAGAAACUUAUAAUCGACGAAAUCAUUCAGCCUGCCCCGCCAUACAAUACUACAAGUUACGUUCAGUAUAGAGAACUCUUAAAGAAGCGGAACGAAAUGUCCUCGUCCCUCGCAGGAUGCGUUGCGUCGCUGCAAUCUUCCAAGCAGCUGCUCGAAUCAUCCAUUUCGGUCCUCGAUUCUGGCGUGCGUGAUUUCCCGCGAUUAUCAAAAGUUUUGCAGACAACAAGGCACUUUGAACUGAUAUCGGAAUCGGAACUGCAAGCUGCACAACAAGAUCUUCUCGAUGAGAUUGGACCCGAGGUGACACGUCUUCUCGACCGCGUGAGCACUCAUCUCGACAAGCUCGAACGACGUCAACAAUCUCUUAUUGCAAAGGCAGAGCUGCAAGAGGUGCGGCUGUCGCAGGCGUAUGGAAAGCAACCGUCAUCAUCUGCGUCAAGUCGGAAGAGUAUGGGCUAUGGCAUCAGCGGAAGAGGAACGGAGUCGAAUAGAGGAACUGGCGUCGAAGCGUUGAGGCUGAAACAUUUGCGCCAGAAGAAGCAAAGAUUGAGCUACGCAGUGGAAACACUAGAGUUACAGGCACAGCAGAGAGAAAGGCAAUUGAGAAUGAGUAUGGCUGCGCAGUGACCACGGAGAAGAGAUUUACAUUUUUUUUUUGCAUAACCUGGCGUUUCGAAUUGGGAUUGGCAACACGGUGCCAAAAUUUAUCAUUGAUUUGAUUGUGAAGAGGUUUGGAGGCGUUGCAGAAGGAGGAUUUCUGCCAGAAUAUUGCUAUAUGGGUAUCUCAAUUGUAUGAAGCUUUGUGAAUAGAAUCUACUUGCUUGGAAGACAAUGCUAGUCCUCGUUUCCC